Periconia digitata is the source of this 1238-nucleotide messenger RNA. The record is from the annotation of a GenBank genome assembly. Lineage: Eukaryota; Fungi; Ascomycota; Dothideomycetes; Pleosporales; Periconiaceae.
UUCCUGUUCAUGCCGACUGGGCGACGAGGUCUUGUCAUGCGGAACAAAACAAGAGGCUUGGUGAAUGAUGAUGGUGAUGAUGAUGUCGUGGCUUUCUUUUUUUCUAAUUCUAGUGUUUCGUGUAUGGUAUAACAGGGCCUGGUAUUUCCAACCACCUGCCACCGCUACUGCUUGCUGCAGCCUCGCGUGGUGCGUGGUGGCUUUUGAAGGGGGGAAGGGGCGGGGAGGCGGACGGUGCGACCAAUCCACCGCCCCAAUGAACCAAGAGAUACACAGGUGAAUUUCAUGUAGUGCGUGCAUGUGGCUACUACUCAAGCCUUCUCUUUUCUCUCUGCAUCUAUUCCUGCCCUCCUGCUACAUCAUAUCUGAAGUCAAUUGAGUGAUGGACCUCCCAUCCGACUCGCAUCGCGUUCUCGCACGCUACCUAUGCAGCCAGUCCACUUACAUAACCCCCACGCCAACAACGGAUACGAGAGACAUCACCACCCCGUCCGUCCGUAUACGAGCAACACCACGAAGCGAAACCACAUCUCUCGCGCGCUCGUGGAAAAGAAAUAGGAGGGAAGCACGGAUCUAACAUUCUUGUUGUUUAGCCACCCAACUCCCCCCCGUAUUCCGCCCCUGGUUCUCUUCCUCUCUUCCAUCCUUGCUUGCUUGAUCAAGACUUUCUUCUGUGUCUCAGCUCGCGCAACCUGCAUCAAAACAAAAACAGUAAAUGAGAAACAGCGGUAGCAGUAGUAACAGCGACGGGGUGGGGAUGAUACGUGAGUUACAACCAUUCACAGUAGAAGAAUGAUAAUUACUAUACACACACAUAUAUAUAUCCGCAUGUACAUGUGCAAUUAGAUGGACUGUGAAACCUCCAUACUCCAUACUCCAUUCUCCUUUCUUCUUCUUCUUCCCUUCCUUCCUGCUAAUUAUCCUGUACUCGCAUAUUCCCAGCAAGACAAUCAAAACUCCAACUGCGCUACCCCAUCCUAUCCUACCCCAUCCUCCUCAUCAGAAACAGACACUCAAGUCCGACAUCGAUUUCAUACACACCUAUCUAUCUAUCCCCUAGUCCCCGUGCGAACAACCGGGGAAUCCCCAAUCCUCAAACACGCAAAUCUGCUGCGUGCGUGCGUGCGUGCGUGCGUGCGGUGCCAGUUCGAGAAGGGGGGCACACAGUAAUCUCCGGUUUCUGGCGUUUCUGGCGUUUUUGGUUGGAGAGCGGACUAGGUCCGUACGACAUCAACGAC